Aedes aegypti (yellow fever mosquito) is the source of this 5442-nucleotide messenger RNA. It is a transcript of the gene DCX-EMAP, whose product is annotated as echinoderm microtubule-associated protein-like CG42247. The record is from RefSeq and is a predicted model, not a curated record. Gene Ontology annotation, molecular function: microtubule binding. The coding region runs from base 417 to 4274 and encodes 1285 amino acids. Gene Ontology annotation, biological process: microtubule cytoskeleton organization; intracellular signal transduction. Gene Ontology annotation, cellular component: mitotic spindle. Lineage: Eukaryota; Metazoa; Arthropoda; Insecta; Diptera; Culicidae. The transcript has 10 exons.
UUGUUGGUCCUUAUUGCGUGGCAACUGCGAAACGAUUUACAAUACGCCCUAACCCGCAGAGCUCGGCAUCGGAGACAGUCUCGAGCAGUGAGUACUAUGACGAGGAGGACGAUCUGCUGGUAGAUGGCGCUAACGAGUACCAGGUGGCAGCACCACCGCCGUACGUUCCGAUUCGAUCCUACGACGUCAACAAGCAGCGGUACUUCUCCAGCAGGGGAAACAACUACGGUCACCAGAAUCAGCAGUACGGUUCAGCGUUUGUCCGCCGUGGCAGCACCAGCGGAUUCGUAGAUCUACGCCGGCCGGAGUUACCACGUGAGUGGCACGGUGGCGGAUGUGAGGAUUCGUCGUAUUACCGGAGAGAGAACUACCACUACUACCACCAUCGGAACGACCCGCACAGCAAUUUCAUCAUUAUGUCCAAUGAAAGUGGCGCAGACGCCGAACGAGCCUUGAAAACGCCCCCCAAUCCCGGAGACGGAGGCACCAGCACCAAUACAGGCGCACCGAUUACGACAACUGGCACCGCUGCUGGCGGUGGCCUACUGACGGCUUCGGGAGAGAAUGGACCGUCGAGUCAGGUCAGUGGUUUACAAACAACACCAAGUAACGGAACGUUCGGUGCUAACGCUGCGGCGCCUACUUUGACCCAACAGCAACAACAACAGGCGGGUGAUAAUAAUAACAAUAAUAGCAACGGUCAGAAGGAGGCCAACGAAAGUGAACCAACAGCGCCUCCACCCCCGAAGCCAAAGCCGUUAAUCAAGAGCAAGGGAUCGGUGUCCCCGUUACCGUUGAAGCGAGCAACACCAGCAGCAGCAAUUAAUAAGCCCACGACGCCCAUACGGGAGCCCAAUGGCAAUGGCAACUUGGAUGGCAGUCCACUAGCGGACGGCAAUCCUCUAGGACCUACGGAAUCAACUGGUAAUGGACCACCGGGUAGCACCAGCUUUCGGCAACCGACGAAUCCGAAUGCUCCGACGCGUCCUCUCGGUGGCAUAAAACCUCGCAAAGGUGGCUGGAAGGCUCGGCCGGACAGUGACUCGUUUGCCAACAAUAACUUCUCACCUACGGACGACGACGAAAGUGGUCCCGUGGUGCCCCGGAACGUUAACGUGAAUCCGGUGAUAAACAGUAACGUAGUGGUGAAUCGCAGUAAGAUCGGUUCUAGUGGCGGUGGUGCAAUUGGUGGUGGUGGCCGUGGAGGUUGGGGUGCAAAUCAACGGCGCCAGGUGACUUCCAGUAGUCGCGUACAGAGUCCUUCGGGGGCCGGUGGAAUUCCCCCAGGGGCACCCAUAGUGGGAAGUGGUGGUGCGGCGCAAGUGCCGCCAUCUAUGGACAAUCAGAGUGAUCAAUCGUCCUCGCAACCGCAGCAACCGACGACACCGGUCCAUCCGGCGGUCAGUAUAGCGGCGCGGAGUACUUCGCGCACCGACCUUUCCCUCGAGAACAUUCCCGGUCCGUCCGGCUUAUUGCCGCACAACCCGGGCGUACCAGGCACCAUCGGGGGUAAUCCGCAAUCUAGGUAUUCAAACCUGUCGUUCUGGAAGGCCAGAAGGGUGCUGUUCUACCGGAAUGGCGACCCCUUCUUCCCGGGGGUCGAAUUUCGCUUCAAACCCGGACGUGACAUCUGCACGCUGGAGGCGCUCCUGGAUAAGAUCUCCGCCCGGAUGGAUCUUCCCCGGGGUGCCCGCUACAUCUUCUCCAUGGACGGCGACCGGAAGUACUCGCUGGACGAACUGGAAGACGGCUCCAGCUACGUGGUGUCCUCAUUCAAAGUCUUCAAGCCUGCUAGUUAUGGUAAGAAAAACGGCGUUUGGUACGCAUCGCCCGGCAACCAGGGCUGGGGCACCGGAAGUCGCCUGAGCCGCAAGCCCUCCGUCACCGAAGUGGACAACAUGCCGUCCGGCAGUCUGAAACCGAGCGCCGGCCGGGUCAUUCGGAUUAUCAACAGUCAUGAUCAUAGUGUUCAAUGCCGCGUACUGCUAAAUCUCCGCACGUCGCAACCCUUCGAGGAGGUCCUGGAGGACCUCGGCCAAGUGCUGAAGAUGAUCGGCGCCAAAAAGAUGUAUACCAGCAGCGGCCAGGAGGUGCGCAGUUUCUCCCAACUGCGCAACGAAUUCGCCGAGGUGGACACCUUCUACCUGAGCAACACUCCCUCGCUUCCGGUCGGUGCCCUUGGGCCGGGUGUGAUUCCUCCCUCGCCGGCACGACGCUCCCGUUCCCGGCUGGGUGGUUCCGUGCCGGAUGACCUAUCCAAAACGGCACGCCAGAGGGCACGCAGCAAAAGCAGACCCCGAGUUUUGUACGCACCGGAAAACGAACUGGUGCGAGCAUCGUCAGAUUACCCACUGCUGGACGCCAUGAAGGAGGAACCCACCCGCAUCACCAUCCGGGGACUGCGGCGCACAUUUUACCCCCCGCUGCAUCAUCCACCGGUGGAUAACUCGCCGCCGGAUAAGAAGCUCUCGCUGUUCUGGGUGCAUGGUUAUCGUGGUAUCGACUCGAAGCGAAAUCUGUGGGUGCUGCCGUCCGGUGAGCUGUUGUAUUACGUUGCAGCGGUAGCUGUUCUGUACGACCGGGAAGAGGAAGCACAACGACACUACACUGGGCAUACCGAAGACAUCAUGUGCAUGGAAGUUCACCCAUCCCGAGAGCUGGUCGGUUCCGGGCAGCGCGCCGGCCGCGACCGCAAAUCCCAGGCCCACGUGCGCAUCUGGAGCACCGAGUCGCUGCAGACGCUGUACGUGUUCGGCAUGGGCGAGCUCGAUUCCGGCGUCAUCGCGGUGGCCUUUUCCCAACUCAACGGCGGCAGCUACAUCCUGGCGGUGGACGCUGGCCGCGAAAGCAUCCUGUCGGUGUGGCAGUGGCAGUGGGGACACCUGCUCGGCAAAGUGGCGACUCUGCAAGAGGGUAUCUGGGGUGCGACAUUCCACCCGCUGGACGACAAUCUAUUGAUCACACACGGCAAAGGGCACCUCGCAUUCUGGCACCGUCGGAAGGAUGGCUUCUUCGAGAAAACCGACAUUAUCAAACCGCCAUCGCGAACAUUUGUCACGUGUGUUCAGUUCGAACCGGAUGGUGACGUCAUCACUGCGGACAGUGACGGUUUCAUCACGAUCUACAGCGUGGACGCCGACGGGGCCUACUUUGUGCGGAUGGAGUUCGAGGCUCACAAUAAGGCCAUUGCCUGCUUGGUGAUGCUUUCGGAGGGAACGCUCAUCUCAGGAGGCGAGAAGGAUCGCAAGAUUGCGGCGUGGGAUUCGUUGCAGAACUACAAGCGGAUCACGGAUAUAAAGUUACCGGAGUCGGCUGGAGGUGUUCGGUCGAUCUACCCUCAGCGACCGGGUCGAAACGACGGAAAUAUCUACGUCGGAACGACGAGGAACAACAUUCUGGAGGGAUCGCUGCAGCGCCGCUUCAAUCAGGUCAUCUUCGGGCACGGCAAGCAGUUAUGGGCCCUGGCAUCACAUCCAGAUGACGAGGUGUUUGCAACAGGAGGUCACGACAAAUACGUAGCCCUGUGGAGGCGUCACAAGCUCAUCUGGACCUCGUCCGUGGGUUACGAGAUCAUUUCGUUGGCGUUCCAUCCGUACGGAGCGGCACUUGCGGCUGGAAGCUCAGAAGGACAUCUGAUAGUCAUCAAUGCGGAGAACGGAGCAACCAUGCUGACGAUUAGAGUCUGCGGUUCGCCGCUGAAUUGUGUAGAGUUCAAUCAAGUCGGUGACAUGAUCGCCAUCGGGUCGCAAAACGGAAGCAUCUACCUCUUCCGAGUCUCGCGAGACGGAUUCUCGUACAAGAAGAUCAACAAGAUCCGAGGAUCACAACCGUUGACCCAUCUGGACUGGAGUUCCGAAGGUAACUUCCUCCAGACUGUGACGAUCGAUUUUGAUCUGCUCUUCUGGGACGUGAAAUCCCUCUCGCCGGAGAAGAGUCCCAUCGCCAUGAAGGACGUCAAGUGGAUGACCAACAACAGCACGGUCGGUUUCCUGGUGGCCGGCAUGUGGAACAACCGCUACUACGCCACGCCGGCCAAUACCAUCAUAGCGACCGCAUCGCGAACCGUGGCGCAGGAUCUGAUCGUCAGUGGCGACAACGACGGGUAUCUACGCCUGUUCCGCUAUCCUUGUAUCACGCCACGGGCCGAGUUCACCGAAGCCAAGGUCUACUCGGGCACGUUGGCGUGCGUCAAAUUCCUGUACGGCAAUCACAGUCUGGUGACCGUCGGUGGCACCGAUGCGUCCCUCAUGAUCUGGGAACUCACCGAAGAAUAGCCACUGUGGCCACCGUGGCGUACAGGUGCCGCGCCACAGUCCGCCUCACCAGGUAAUCCCCCUAAACCUAAGCUACCAGUAGCAAACCAUCAUCAGAAAGUCAACCCAAAAGCCCCCAAAUCUCACAUCACCGCCACUUCACCGAAAAUCAGUCAAAAUCCUCUCAGAACCUCCGAACCAGUAAUCGCUGGCAAUAAUCCUAAUCCAAAUCAACCACCUUCACCCCAACAACAACAAGAACAAACAACAUCAGCGGGACCUGUGGCCGACGAUCAGCGGCCUGGCCAAUUGGGAAACACUGCGGAAACUGCAAACGGUACAGCUGAUCAAUGGGAGGAGGAUCAGGAGCAGUCAGUCGAUGGUACCGAGGAGGAUGAGCUAGAACACGAAGGCGACGACGAGCUGGAUAACGACGAUUCGGAAGGGUAUGGAGGCGGCCUAGGACUUGCGGAUGCCCUCUACGAGCGUCCUCGACGUCUACGGUCCCGAUCUUCGCGGCGUGCUCCACCCAGUGUGCGUGCCGUGACUGCCGUCGAACCGUUUCCGGCUUCACCCCUAGAAGACGAAGAGCGAACCGUCGAGUAUGCCGUCCUGCUGCCGGACUCGUUCGCUGUUCUGGACUCAUCUUUCUGAGAUUUUUUGUAAACAGUUAGAAUAGUAGUUAGCGCGAGGUACGCGGGUUGAUCGCCGACCGGACCCUUCCGGUUUUGACCCGUUUUUGUACUGAGCUGUGUUCGGUGAUCAACUCGCGAUCUCCCAGUCAGUUUAGGGUGAAACUCUUCCUAACAAAAAUCUUAAUUUUCUAGAACGUAGCUAUCGCCAUAGAUGAUAGGAGAAAAGUUUAAUGUGACUUGAACAGAUUCACUAAUUGUAAAGCAUUUUUCUAAAACAAAAAAAAACAGACACUCACGAACUCCUCUCACAAGGUCACUCAUUCACCUCUUAGAGCACACUAAUACAGGUAAGACAUUGCACUCACACACUGACAGAAUCUAUCCUACGAAUUUUGAUUAGUAGGCCGCGCAAUUGGGAAUUGGUAACGGAGGCGCAGGCUACUUGGAUGCCUUCCAAAAUUGAAUUUCCUGAACUUUUAUAAACUACAAUCAUCAUCAGUCAGACGAAUGUUGUUACCAUGUACUUGUUCAGUAGAAGGACAGACAGUGUUAGA